Molecule: messenger RNA, 1629 nt
Organism: Daldinia caldariorum
Lineage: Eukaryota; Fungi; Ascomycota; Sordariomycetes; Xylariales; Hypoxylaceae
Product: putative choline transport protein
Exons: 5
Coding region: 1-1629 (542 amino acids)
Biological process (GO): transmembrane transport
Cellular component (GO): membrane
Molecular function (GO): transmembrane transporter activity
Source: RefSeq, a predicted model, not a curated record
AUGGCGGAGAACACGCCACCUACUUUUGACGAAAAGAAACCCGAACUCGGAGGCCUGGACGACGACACAGUCGCCGCCGUCGACCACGGCGUACAAGUCAACGCUGCCGGGUAUAGGGAUCAACUGAAACGCCAAUACGGUCUUCUCGGAAUUGUCGGCAUUGCUCUGACGGUUGAUAACGCCUGGGCAGCUCUGGGAUCUUCCAUAUCUGUUUCAAUUCUCAAUGGGGGCCCACCAGGUCUUAUAUUUGGUCUUCUUGUUGCAUUGUUUUGGUAUUCCUUCGUAGGCAUGAGUCUGGCUGAGCUCGCCUCGUCUGUUCCCACUGCCGGGGGCGUGUACCAUUGGGCAACUAUUGCCGCCGGCCCCAACUGGGGGCGAGCCGUCGGUUUCUUCACCGGCUGGAUCAACUUUUAUGGCUGGAUGUUUGAUCUGGCAGCUCUUGUCCAAAUCACUGCCAACAUCCUCGUCCAAAUGUAUGCAAUCUACCACCAGGAUACUUACGUCCCCGAUUCAUGGCACGUAUACGUCACGUAUGUGGGUGUCCUAUGGAUUUCGACUCUGUUCGUUAUAUUUGCAAAUAGGCUCAUCCCGUACACGCAAAACUGUGGGAUGUUCUUCGUCAUGGUUGGCGGUGUUAUCACGAUCAUCGUGAUUUCGGCAAUGAAACCAGGUUCCCAUGCCUCAAAUCAUUUCGUAUGGGGUUCAUUUCAGGAAAACAACUUGACGGGUUGGCAAGGCGGCGUUGCGUUUCUUUUAGGCGUGCUAAACGGCGCGUUUACUAUCGGUACUCCUGAUGCCAUCACUCAUAUAGCAGAAGAGCUGCCGCACCCAAGAAGGGACCUUCCGAAGGCCAUGGGACUUCAAAUUGGUCUAGGUUUCUCGUAUGCGUUUGUUUUCGCUAUUGCGCUUAGCUAUGCGAUCACGGACCUCUCAGCUUUGCAAGGUGGUAUCAACACUUACCCCCUUGCCGUCAUAUACCAGCAAGCCACAGGCAGCUCCGGCGCGACGUUCGGCCUCUUGCUUAUAUUGUUUCUCAGCAGCAUGUGUUGCUGUGUCGGGACGGUGCUAACGAACUCCCGCACUUACUGGGCGCUGGCUAGAGACAAUGCCGUGCCAUUCUCUGGUCUUUUUGGUCGAGUUAAUGAAGGGCUUAGCUGCCCCAUCUACGCUACCUUGUUCGUAUCUAUCAUUGCCACAGGUCUCGGUGCAAUUCCCUUGGGAAGCUCGAGCGCUUUCCUGGCUCUAACGGGCUCUUUCAUCGUUCUAACGACAGUAUCAUAUGCAAUCCCUUUUACUGCCAAUAUGAUCACCAGGAGGAAAUAUUUCCCAGCCGGGCCUUUCCACAUGGGGAAGCUUGGCUAUGCAGUGAAUCUGGUAGCUGUUUUGCUUAUAGCGAUGUUUGACAUAUUAUUCUGCUUCCCAUACGAGAUACCCACUACUGUUGAAGCGAUGAACUACAAUAGCGUGAUCCUUGUUGGAACCAUCGCGAUCUCAGCGAUUUGGUGGAUUGCACACGGAACACGCCAUUACCCGGGACCCAAAGUGAUGAAAUUAUACAUUCAUGAUGAUUCAGCCCCCGCGGACGGUCCGGGUGUGGUUGAGAAGUCCAAUGCGUCGAUAAAUAACUGA